Molecule: messenger RNA, 2431 nt
Organism: Labeo rohita (rohu)
Lineage: Eukaryota; Metazoa; Chordata; Actinopteri; Cypriniformes; Cyprinidae
Product: NLR family CARD domain-containing protein 3-like
Exons: 4
Coding region: 515-2020 (501 amino acids)
Source: RefSeq, a predicted model, not a curated record
CUUGAAGCCUCCGUUUUCAACUCCGCCCCCGACUGCUCUCAGCUACUCUCGUUGAUCCCCAUCUGUAGCCGUAGAUGAAGUCGAACACACGUAUUUUUUUGCUGUCCCGUCCCAAUCACGUGAUUUUGUUUCCCAUCCUGUGGGAUACCCGAAAAAAAUGUCAGCCAGAAAACAGAUUCUUGUACAUGCAACGCUUACAUCUACUCGUAAAAUGUUUUCGGUUUUGUUUUUUUAAAAAGAACUUUUUGUUUUCUUAUGUGGGAAUGGACAAGUAGGCUAUGGGAAAACGUGGACAGUUUGAGAACUUGUCUAAUAGCCUAACAUUUUGAUCAGACCAAGUCUUUAGCUGUGGAGCACAAAGGCACUUCCUUGUUAAUAGGUCUUUAUCAGUGGUGGAGAUCAAACUGUUCAGAUCCAUCAUGGAUGAAACACAAACGUCUGGAGAUGAAGUUUUUUUUCAGGAUGCAGUUCAGUUCAUCAGAAGAGAUCAGAAGCAGAGCCCAGCUGUGUGUCUAUGAAGAGUGAUGGGUCUAUGCAUCAGCCAAUAAUGUUUAACAGUGGAGAUUCACAGUCUGGUCUCAGCCAUGAAGUCCUCAAUGCAUUUAGAUCAAAUCUGAUGAAGAAGUUUGAGUGUCUGUAUGAGGGAACAGCGACGCAGGGAAACCCAACACUGCUGAAUGAGAUCUACACAGAGCUCUACAUCACAGAGAGUGAGAGUGGAGAGAUCAAUAAUGAGCAUGAGGUGAGACAGAUUGAGACACAAUCCAGGAGAGCAGCAACAGAGGACACAGCCAUCAAAUGCAAUGACAUCUUUAGACUUUUACCUGGACAAGACAAACUCAUCAGAACUGUGCUGACAAAGGGAGUCGCUGGCAUUGGAAAAACAGUUUCUGUGCAGAAGUUCAUCCUGGACUGGGCUGAAGGGAAAGAGAAUCAGGACGUCCAGCUCAUAUUUCCACUUCCUUUCAGAGAGCUGAACUUGUUGAGGGACAAAAAACUCAGUCUGUCAGGUCUUCUUCAUAUCUUUUUCCCUGAAACUAAAGAAAUGAAAAUAUCCAGUGAUAAAUAUGAAGUGUUGUUUAUCUUUGAUGGUCUGGAUGAGUGUCGCCUGUCUCUGGAUUUUAAGAGCAAAGUCAAACUGACUAAUAUGUCUGAAUCAACCUCAGUGGACGUGCUGCUGAUGAAUCUCAUUGUGGGGAAUCUGCUUCCCUGUGCUCUCAUCUGGAUCACCUCCAGACCAGCAGCAGCUGAUCUCAUUCCCUCUGAGUGUGUCCAUCGAGUGACAGAGGUACGAGGCUUCAAUGAGCCACAGAAGGAGGAAUAUUUCAGGAAGAGGAUCAGUGAUCAGAGUCUGGCCAACAGGAUCAUCUCACACCUGAAGUCAUCAAGGAGCCUCUACAUCAUGUGUCACAUCCCAGUGUUCUGCUGGAUCUCAGCCGCUGUUCUAGAGCAGAUGUUGAGUCAAGCAGAGAGUGGAGAGAUUCCCAAGACUCUCACUCAAAUGUACACACACUUCCUGAUCCUUCAGACCAACAUCAAACAUGAGAAGGACUAUGAGAAGAAAGUGAAGGAUGAAGACAUGAUCCUCAAACUGGGGAAACUGGCUUUUCAGCAGCUUGUGAAAGGAAACCUGAUCUUCUAUGAUGAAGACCUGAGAGAGUGUGGCAUUGAUGUGACAGAAGCAUCAGUGUACUCAGGAUUGUGCACUCAGAUCUUCAGAGAGGAGUUGGGCUUGUAUCAGGGGAAAGUCUUCUGCUUUGUUCAUCUGAGCCUUCAGGAACAUCUAGCAGCUCUAUAUGCACACCUCUCCUUUACAAUCAACAACAUCAAUGUGUUUGAUCAAACAAAACAAAGUCUGUUUAAGUUUUUCAACCAGAAGAAAUGUAAUUUACUAUGUGAGCUGCAUCAGAGAGCUGUGGAUGAGGCUUUACAGAGUAAAAAUGGACAUUGGAUCUUUUCCUCUGUUUCUUCCUGGGUCUCUCAGUGGAGUCCAAUCAGACUCUCUUACAAAAACUACUGAUACAAACAAGAAGCUGCUCCUACAACAAAGCAGAAACAGUUCAGUACAUCAAACAGAAGAUCAGGAAGAAUCACUCUGCUGAGAAAUCCAUCAAUCUGUUUCACUGUCUGAAUGAACUGGGUGAUGAUUCACUGAUGCAGGAGAUCCAAGAUUAUCUGAAAUCUGGAGAAAUAAGAAAAACCAAACUCUCCUCUUCACAGUGGUCAGCUCUGGUUUAUGUGUUGCUGACAUCAGAGCAGAAGAUGGAUGUUUUUGAUCUAAAACAGUUUAUUGGAGCACAAACGAAAGCAGAUGAAGUUCUUCAGUAUUUGUUACCUGUGGUUAAAGAAUCCAGAUCAGUUUGGUAAGUAACACUGAAAACAAUCACUCCACUUUAAAAACUUGACCACAUAUAUGUGACCACAUAAACAC